Messenger RNA from Conger conger (European conger), 3888 nucleotides. It is a transcript of the gene slco2b1, whose product is annotated as solute carrier organic anion transporter family, member 2B1. Gene Ontology annotation, cellular component: membrane. The transcript has 15 exons. Gene Ontology annotation, molecular function: protein binding; bile acid transmembrane transporter activity. NCBI's taxonomy places the organism in Eukaryota, Metazoa, Chordata, Actinopteri, Anguilliformes, Congridae. The coding region runs from base 114 to 2108 and encodes 664 amino acids. Gene Ontology annotation, biological process: transmembrane transport; bile acid and bile salt transport; sodium-independent organic anion transport. The record is from RefSeq and is a predicted model, not a curated record.
ACAGAAACAAGAACUCCUGGUUUUUAACUUUUCAGUUGGUUUGGGACAUGUUGAGAGACUUUGGAAAAACAUUCCGUCCUGCAAUACGAUUUUCCUGAAGAAGUAGGGUCAACAUGACGGCUUCCGAUCAUCAGAAACGGGAUUUGGCUGAGCUUACUCCAGCAAGACGCAGAAGCCCCCUUAACAACAUAAAGUUUUUUGUCUUCUGCCAUGGACUUCUCCAGCUGGGUCACCUUCUGUUGUCCGGCUACCUGAAGGGCUCUGUCUCCACCAUCGAGAGGAGAUAUGGCUUUUCCAGUCGGACUUCAGGCCUGCUUGUGGCCUUCAAUGAGGUGGGGAACACAGUGCUGAUUGUGUUCGUCAGUUUCUUCGGGAGUCGGGUGCACCGCCCGCGGUUCAUCGGAGGGGGCGGGAUCAUCGCCGGCAUGGCGGGAAUCAUGAUGGCCAUGCCCCACUUCCUCAGCAGGCCCUACGAGUACAGCAACUCCAUCGUCAACGCUCUGAACAGCAGUCUUUGCCUCAUGGAGAGCAGCCCUCGCACUGAGGCCCUUCACCAGAACUGCACCGAGAACCAGAGAGAUGACAACCAGGCCGUAAUGGUCAUCAUGUUCCUGGGUCAGCUCCUCCUGGGCAUUGGCUGUGUACCCAUACAACCCUUUGGCAUCUCCUACAUAGAUGACUUCGCCAGCAAGAGGAACUCUCCAAUGUACCUUGGCAUAGUCUUCGCCAUAACCACGAUGGGUCCUGCAGCCGGGUUCAUCCUGGGCUCCUUCAUGCUCCGUUUCUAUGUGGACAUAGACAAGCCCGGUAAGGGUGUGAGGUUGACCAAUCAGGACCCCCGCUGGGUGGGUGCCUGGUGGCUGGGCUUCCUUGUGGCUGCUGCCUUCCUCUUCCUCACCUCCAUACCCUACUUCUUCUUCCCCCGUGAGAUGCCGAAGGAGGAUGCCGCCGGGGCCGAUAUGGAGGUGGAAACGAAGACCAAGGACAAGGAGGAAAAACCCAAAUCUGACCCACUUCAGGACCUCACCCUCGUGCAGUUCCUCAGGAGCUUCCCCCUAAUAGUCCUGAGGACUCUGAGGAACCCAAUCUUCCUUCUGGUUGUAUUGGCGCAAGUUAACCUAGCUGCUGUGGCAGCGGGAGUGGCAACAUUCAUGUCAAAGUUCAUCGAGAAGCAGUUCACAAAGUCAACAUCCUAUUCAAACAUGGUCAUAGGGGGGCUGAACAUUCCCGCGGCCACUCUGGGAGUCCUGCUGGGGGGGGCGGUGAUGAAGAGGAGGGGCCUGUCGGUGAAGGCCAUGGCCCGGAUGUGCGCCACCACUGUGCUCCUCGGCAUCCUCUUCGCCAUUCCCCUCCUCUUCCUCGGCUGUCCCACGCAGAGCAUUGCGGGGAUUCACACCCCCAGUCACAGGCCUCCAGGACCCCUGGGGUGCGGCCUGAAAUGUGCCUGCGAGGCGGAGUCUUUCGACCCCGUGUGCGGCGCGGACGGCGUGGAGUACAGGUCACCGUGCCACGCCGGGUGCACCGUCAUCAACAUCAACUUCAAAGUUCUGAACUACACUGCCUGUAGCUGUGUUGGCGCCUCGAAUGGAUCCCAAGACUACGCUGCUCCUGGCACCUGCAGUACCCGCUGCUCACACCUCUUCAUCCCCUUCAUCAUCAUGUCCACCCUCACCUGCUUCUUCCUGCCCUUCUCCCAGACCCCCUCCUUCAUGAUGGUCCUCAGGACAGUGAAACCGGAGGACAAGUCUUUUGCUGUUGGGGUCCAGUACAUGCUCUUCAGAGUAUUGGCCUUUCUGCCAGCCCCGGUGAUAUAUGGAAGUGCCAUUGACUCAGCGUGUAUCCUGUGGGGGAAGAAGUGCAAAAAGGAUACUGCCUGUCUUUACUACAACCUGGAUUGGUUCAGACAAAGGUACCUGGGCCUGCAGGCAUUUUUCCUGUGCGGAGCGUUCGUGUUCUUUCUGCUGUCCUACCUCGUCCUGCGAAGACUUCACAGACAGCAGCAGCCUGUGCUGCUGAACGGGAAAGACGCUAAAGCUAACGCUAACGGUGAUGCUAACGCUUCCAAACCGCUGCUGAUUGAAAGGAAGGAAAUUGUGUCUGUAGUGUGAUUAUUAUUAUUAUUAUUAUUAUUAUUAUUAUUAUUAUUAUUAUCUUUAGCAUAAUACUACGACUACUAUUACAAAAAGUAUGCUACUACUAUUAAUAAUAGUAAUACUAAUUAUACUACUACUACUAAUAAUAAUAAUAUUAAUAAUGAUAAUAAUAAUAAAAAUAAUAGCAAUGAUAAAACUCACCUCAGCCACUGCUAAUGUGUUGACACUUGCUACACAUCAGCUAAGGAUAUGAGAGAGAUGAAAUUAAUGAGCCAGUUAAACUGGGAUAUGAUGGGGUGGCCAGAUUUGAGGCUUUUUUGUGUGGAGAGAGAGAGGCAUUGGAUAAUGAGGGAAAACGUAGGAGCCAAUCUUCUCAUUCCCUUUUUAAUGAGAAAUGGCAUUCUGGGAUACUGGAGGACCCUGGAAUGUUUUUUUUAAUGGAAAUGCUGUAAUAGGGUGCAGCUGUUUGAGUCAAAGAGACAGGGAACUGGAGAGCGAAAAAAAAAAGAAAAAAAAAAAAGAAGACUGCUCUCAUUGUUUGAGGGUAGGCAGAGCGUUUUUGUUCCACACCUGCUUGACUGUUCGAAUGUUUAGACUUAGAUCCUUAAUAAGCCAAGAGCCUGAAAGAUGAUAAGCCCAGUGCCUCGAGCCCAGGCUCAUAAGCUUGAUAUGUAAUCCAAUAAUGCAGACCGGGGUUUGGACGGAGCUAAAUCCAUGACUCCCGCCGCUGAUCUAUUGCUGGUGUCUGUUCCAGAGCAGAGCAGAAUUACUGAGCUAGCCAGAUAACUGCACCGAGUAACAGCUUUUUUAAAAUUUUUACGCAUUUACACAUUCACAUUUUGAGAGGGCGCAGGGUUUUGCUCAGUGCAGUUAUACGGCUAACUCGGAAAUCCUGUUUUGUGGAAGUGCUUCUACUUCUGGAGUUACUGGCACAGGCAUGCUUGUGCUAUUCACAUGCUAUAGCCGCUUCCUGGUGCUAAACAAUAGCCAUGCACCUUUUGUUUUUGCCAUCGAUUGAUGUCAAGAGAUUGUUUUUUGUUUUGUUUUUUAUUAUUAUAACAGAGUGUUUGUUGUUUUACACCACAGAUAUUUCAAUUUGUGUUGAUGUGCAAAGCAAGAGUGAAUAGCAGGACAAAAAUAGCCUGCUUGAAUUGUUUGAAAAUGUGAACCACAAUGUAAUACGUCUUGUUGCUCAUUUGUACUAUUUUGGAACUGUUUCAAAGCUUGUGGUGAAUAUAAUGUUUACCCAUUGGCUUGAAACUACAAUACGAACAGAACUCUGAACACACACUCAAAGAUAUGCAAGACGUUUACUGUAGAAUGUACAAUUCUAUUACUGUAUAUAUGGCAUUUUCCCCUGGCCAGACAUGUGAAAUUCACUGAAUCUGCAAACGUAGCAUCCACAUUAAAAAAGCUGAACAUGUUAUUCACUGCUGUUGUUCGCACAUUCAACUCAUUCUUUGUUCAUAGUUUAUCAUCCUUGGUUUGUCUAGUUGCUUCCGCAGAUGUGAACUAUUAAGCCUUCAUGCUUUGACUGCAUGGCCAAACAAAGUCUGGAUUUAGUCAUCAUUUGACCCUAAUUUUGAAAUGUGCCCCCACCCCUACUCACUCCACCUCCUCUUCCUUAAGUGCAGCGUUACACAAGAACCACUUCGGCUUCAAGUAAAAGUUAAGGCCAGACUUUCAUUGUCUCCAGAGCCAGAAGCCCUUUCAUGACCACAGCCCAACACACAGAUACAAUAACUGGUCUGAUUAUGGGAAUACCUGAUCACACCUUCACUUAGAUUCUAUAAAA